Messenger RNA from Cydia strobilella, 2333 nucleotides. RefSeq names its product mitotic checkpoint protein BUB3 (gene Bub3). The record is from RefSeq and is a predicted model, not a curated record. The transcript has 6 exons. The coding region runs from base 194 to 1192 and encodes 332 amino acids. Lineage: Eukaryota; Metazoa; Arthropoda; Insecta; Lepidoptera; Tortricidae. Gene Ontology annotation, biological process: mitotic spindle assembly checkpoint signaling. Gene Ontology annotation, cellular component: bub1-bub3 complex; nucleoplasm; kinetochore. Gene Ontology annotation, molecular function: ubiquitin binding.
ACGAAACGAAACGUCACUUUAGUCGCUAAACCGAGCCAAGCUCCGUGAUUUCGUUGAUUUCUUUAUUGUUUUAGCUUUUCAGCACCGGCAUUAGCAUUUUAUCGCUUAUAAUAAGUAACGUCGACCUUUUCAACAGAACGGACAAUUUUAUUAAUCAAAGUUACUAGAAAAACCUAACAAAAUUGCUUCCACAAUGACAGUGACGCGGGUCGCGGAAUCCCGCACCGAAUUUAAACUAAAAAGUCUGCCCGAAGACGUGAUAUCGAGUGUUAAAUUUGCUCCCAAGUCCAACCAAUUUCUUCUGGUGUCAUCUUGGGACUGCUCCGUGAGGUUGUACGAUGUGAGCGGGAACGUGGAGCGGCAUAAAUACAACCAUGAGCUUCCCGUGUUGGAUGUCUGCUUUAGGGAUGCUGUCCACUCAUACAGUGGAGGGCUCGACCAGACACUCAAGAUGUAUGACCUUAAUGCAGGCUCGGAAACGAGCCUCGGUGAGCACAAGGGUGCUAUCCGCUGUGUGGAGUAUGCAAAUGAAGUCAAUGCCGUCUUGACGGGGAGUUGGGACGGCACUGUUAAAAUGUGGGACAGCAGAGUACCAAAUUGUGUUGGAACAUAUAAUCAAGGAAAUGAGAGGGUAUACACCAUGAGCAUAGUUGGCGAGAAGUUUGUAGUGGGCACGUCUGGCCGCAAGAUCUUCGUCUGGGAUGUCCGCAAUAUGGGGCACGUGAAUCAGCGGCGUGAAUCCUCGCUCAAGUACCAGACGAGGUGCAUCCGAGUCUUUCCUAACAAACAGGGUUACGUGCUGAGCUCUAUUGAGGGUCGAGUGGCGGUGGAAUACCUGGACAGCAACCCAGAGGUCCAGAAGAAGAAAUACGCCUUUAAGUGUCACCGGAUCAAGGAUGGAGGUUUAGAAAAGAUUUACCCGGUGAACGCCAUCAGCUUCCACUCCGUGUACAACACAUUCGCGACGGGCGGCUCUGACGGCUAUGUCAACAUCUGGGACGGCUUCAACAAGAAGAGGCUAUGUCAAUUCCACAGGUACAACACCGCGGUAUCUUCCCUCUCGUUCUCGGCGGACGGGUCGGCGCUGGCCAUCGCGUGCUCGCAGCUCGACGAGUCGCAGCAGGAGGACCCCAAGCCCGAGGACACCAUCUACAUCCGAUACGUCACCGACCAGGAGACCAAGCCCAAAUGAGUACCGAUUAGUUCAAGCCCGACAGAGUACAACUAGUUUACGUUUUACAAAUGCCUGUUCGUGUCAGUGUAUUGAUUUAACCCCUACGGAUCCGUGCGUGGGAAUUUAAAUGUUAAGGUCACUUUUUCAAUGAUCAAAUUUGACAGGCCCCAUGCCGCAUACGAGGGGUUAACUCUCUGAGCAACAUACUACAGACAAUAUAGGCUAUCUGGGAUCUGGUUGUAAUACUAAUAAAGUUCGGUAACUUCAUUCAUCUUUUCAGUUCCCUGUGUGAAUGAUACCGAUAGUAAAGAAUUUAGUACAUACACCCGCCUGUUCCUAUCUCUAUUAGGCUUGUGCCUGCUCGUUCACUACAGAUGCAGAGAGCGUUCCGCUCUCGGUCAAUCGGUCAAAAGAACUAGUUCGGUCUUUUAGGUCCUUUAGUUCAGUUUGGUUAUUGAGAGCCGGGAAUGAAUAGGAAUCUGUUUUACAUUCGAUUUUUUUCUAAUCUUUGGUAACUGAAUAUGAUUCAAGUUGUACGAUAUGAUGUGUCGUUUUCAAGCAAAAGGUACCACAUUGUCGCUUGGCAUAGACGCUCUGACAGGUUUUUCGUAUAAAGAUACAAGCAAUUUUCGUCCUUAUGGUGAGCGACAAUGUGGCCCUUUGAUUGAAAACGUUACAUAUGUCGAUAUUAAACUUAAAACACCUUAACACAAUAUAAAAAAAACAGUAUAUAAGUAGAAAAAUUAUUUGAUUUUCCUUCAUACUUUUCGGGCUUUGGCGUGUCACGUCGUUCUUUCAUCUCGUUUGCACUUGUGCCAGCUACAUUGUGAACCAUUUCAUUCCGUCCGUUUUCUGUUUCACUCAGUCAAGCGCUCUCCAAUCCCACUGAACUAUAGGACCUAAAGACCGAUUAAAAGCCUGCAAAAAAUUUAAUUCCUUGCGGUUCUUCACUGGAUUUCAUUCUUAACAGUUCUUAGUUCAUAACAUCAUGACCGAAGCAUCAAAAUCCGUUGCGUAGUUUUAAAGAUCUAAGCAUACAUAGGGAUAGACAGCGGAAAGCGACUUUGUUUUAUACUAUGUAGUGAAAACCUUUUAAAACACUUAAAAUAAAUACUAAAAGGAACCUACGUUUUUUGGUUUUUUAUAACAAGAGAUUUUU